Molecule: messenger RNA, 1790 nt
Organism: Hyalella azteca
Lineage: Eukaryota; Metazoa; Arthropoda; Malacostraca; Amphipoda; Hyalellidae
Exons: 5
Coding region: 97-1638 (513 amino acids)
Source: RefSeq, a predicted model, not a curated record
CCCGCCAUCCAGUAGUUCGAUAUCGCAUCCAAGGCUGUAUCAUCUUCACUGCGAGUCUGAUCUUCAUCGCUGUAUUGUUAUUAAGACGUCUUGAAAAUGACAGGAAGAACUUGUAACUUCACAACAAUCGCUUCUGUUUCGGCGGCCGGUCUGGUUUUGAUCUUGAGUUUGAAUGCCCAUCUGAUAGAAACCGCUUCACAUGGCAAGAAUAAGACAUCAUGGAAUGUGAACGCCGAGUUGAAUGAGGGCUUUGGAGCUCGCCCCAGAAGAAUGUUUGUGAACAACCGCUACUUCAGCAGCGACGAAGUGACACGGGAAAAAGAUAAGACGAAGAAUAUUGAUAGCGAGAUAACUUCACUAGACGAGCUGCAACACCUUCAGGAAUCUUGGGGAAAUUCAGACAAUAAGCCUCUGAGAGCAUCGGAUAAAUUUCUAGAGCUAGCCCAGGUUGGAAGCGAUAGCAAUUCAAGCGGAUAUAAUCAACCAACUAUAACUAUGGAAGACCAUUGGGCUCGACUUAAAACAAUUCUCACAAACAUGCGAGGGAUCGUCGAGAGGGAGUUCCCAUCUUCAGGAACGGAUGAAAUGUUUGCUUUUUCAGUCAUUGAUAAAAUAAUUUCGUUUGGAGACAAUGUCGAGGUAUUCAAGCGCUUAGGUGGCGCUUUCGAUUCGAAUCUCAUGUCAUUUUUAGGGAAGAGAUGGGCAGAAGUAGUGAAAAAUGUCGUGAGCGGCAGCCCAAUUUUGAACACGUUAUUUUCGAUUGAUAGCAACGACAUCACAAAUACUAUAAUGACUCCAAUUUUGUCAGGUAUAGGGUCACUUUUCAAGAACAAGGCUCUGAAGCAUCUCAGCGACUUGAGUUUUGUGUCGAAUUUGAUGAAAUCCUCUGGUUUUAAAGACAAUGAAAUCAAAGAAGUUUUCACUCUCCUCGGACUAUCAUCUGACGAUAAUAAUGUAGAUGAUUUGACUAAUGGAGUGGAAGGACGACAGUACGGCAACAUCAUUGAGAAGUCUGGUGGAUACGGACAUUCAGGUGGAUAUGGACACGGAGGUGGAGGAUACAUGUCGCAUGGCGGAGGAAGUUACAUGAUGCAAACCAUAGACCCUUUCGUCCUACUUGCUGGUCUGGCGUUCGCUUCUUUCCUUGCUUUCUUGCUCUUCCGACUGCUUUCUCAAACUACGGGCCGGAGAAGAAGCAUCCCGGACAUUAACAUCAACUUAGAUUUGUCUGACACUCCUGAAGUAAUGACAAACUUCUACAAUUUCCUUGAUGCAGCGCAGACAAAAAUCGGACAAAACGGAACUUACGACCCCAUUGCCAAGUUUGGGACGUCUGCCAACACUCUGUGGAACACAUUUCAAGUGGACCGCCUCGAGCGCUCCUGCUUGCGACGCUUCCUGUGCGAGACCGUAGAGAGCCCCGCGACUCCUGACAGCUCAGCUGUUCAAACAACGCUCCAGGAAAUAGCUUUGUCUGCCCUGGCGACACUGUUGGGUGAGGAAAGGAGCGCCCAGAUGGUGGACGAUGUGAACCAUCACCUGAUGGAGGGAGACCCUGAGACAUGCAGUGGCCUGGCACCGCAGUGCGACGAUGCUCUCUACGCUACAGCGCACACCCCCAGGCUACUGACUUACUGAGUUACUCUACUUACGCUACAGUGCACACCCCCAGUAUAUUGACUUACUGAGUUAUUCUACUCCAUAACUGGACAUAUGACUAGAUUAACUCCGAAAUUUUGCGGAUCAGUUAAAUCCACAGAUCUUUUUUAAAUAGUUUCAACUGAUUCACU